UGGCCGCGGUUUAAAUAGCGUCGGCGCCGGCCUAGAGGGAGCCAGAGAGACGGCAGCGGCCCCGGCCUCCCUCUCCACCGCGCUUCAGCCUCCCGCUCCGCCGCGCUCCAGCCUCGCUCUCCGCCGCCCGCACCGCCGCCCGCGCCCUCACCAGAGCAGCCAUGGAGGAGGUGGUGAUUGCCGGCAUGUCCGGGAAGCUGCCGGAGUCGGAGAACUUGCAGGAGUUCUGGGACAACCUCAUUGGCAGUGUGGACAUGGUCACGGACGAUGACCGUCGCUGGAAGGCGGGGCUCUAUGGCCUGCCCCGGCGGUCCGGCAAGCUGAAGGAUCUGUCUAGGUUUGAUGCCUCCUUCUUCGGAGUCCACCCCAAGCAGGCACACACGAUGGACCCUCAGCUGCGGCUGCUGCUGGAAGUCACCUAUGAAGCCAUCGUGGAUGGAGGCAUCAACCCAGAUUCACUCCGAGGGACACACACUGGCGUCUGGGUGGGCGUGAGCGGCUCUGAGACCUCGGAGGCCCUGAGCCGAGACCCCGAGACACUCGUGGGCUACAGCAUGGUGGGCUGCCAGCGAGCAAUGAUGGCCAACCGGAUCUCCUUCUUCUUCGACUUCAGAGGGCCCAGCAUCGCCCUGGACACGGCCUGCUCCUCCAGCCUGAUGGCCCUGGAGAACGCCUACCAGGCCAUCCACAGCGGGCAGUGCCCUGCCGCCAUCGUGGGGGGCAUCAACAUCCUGCUGAAGCCCAACACCUCUGUGCAGUUCUUGAGGCUGGGGAUGCUCAGCCCCGAGGGCACCUGCAAGGCCUUCGACGCAGCGGGGAACGGGUACUGCCGCUCGGAGGGUGUGGUGGCCGUCCUGCUGACCAAGAAGUCCCUGGCCCGGCGGGUGUACGCCACCAUCCUGAACGCCGGCACCAAUACAGAUGGCUUCAAGGAGCAAGGCGUGACCUUCCCCUCAGGAGAUGUCCAGGAGCAGCUCAUCCGCUCGUUGUACCAGUCGGCCGGAGUGGCCCCUGAGUCAUUUGAGUACGUCGAAGCCCACGGCACAGGCACCAAGGUGGGCGACCCCCAGGAGCUGAAUGGCAUCACCCGAGCCCUGUGUGCCACCCGCCAGGAGCCGCUGCUCAUCGGCUCCACCAAGUCCAACAUGGGGCACCCGGAGCCAGCCUCGGGGCUGGCAGCCCUGGCCAAGGUGCUGCUGUCCCUGGAGCACGGGCUCUGGGUCCCCAACCUCCACUUCCACAGCCCCAACCCUGAGAUCCCAGCGCUGUUGGAUGGGCGGCUGCAGGUGGUGGACCAGCCCAUGCCCGUCCGUGGCGGCAACGUGGGCAUCAACUCCUUUGGCUUCGGGGGCUCCAAUGUGCACGUCAUCCUGAGGCCCAACACGCAGCCACCCCUGGCACCCGCCCCACAUGCCACCCUGCCCCGUCUGCUGCGGGCCAGCGGACGCACCCCCGAGGCUGUGCGGAAGCUGCUGGAGCAGGGCCUCCAGCACAGCCAGGACCUGGCUUUCCUCAGCAUGCUGAAUGACAUCGCCGCCGUCCCCGCCACUGCCAUGCCCUUCCGUGGCUACGCCGUGCUGGGUGGUGAGCGCGGUGGCCCAGAGGUGCAGCAGGUGCCCGCUGGCGAGCGCCCGCUCUGGUUCAUCUGCUCUGGGAUGGGCACACAGUGGCGCGGGAUGGGGCUGAGCCUCAUGCGCCUGGACCGCUUCCGAGAUUCCAUCCUGCGCUCCGAUGAGGCUGUGAAGCCGUUAGGCCUGAAGGUGUCACAGCUGCUGCUGAGCACAGACGAGAGCACCUUUGAUGACAUCGUCCACGCCUUCGUGAGCCUGACCGCCAUCCAGAUAGGCCUCAUAGACCUGCUCAGCUGCAUGGGGCUGAGGCCAGAUGGCAUCAUCGGCCACUCCCUGGGGGAGGUGGCCUGUGGCUACGCCGACGGCUGCCUGUCCCAGGAGGAGGCCGUCCUCGCUGCCUACUGGAGGGGACAGUGCAUCAAAGAAGCCCAUCUCCCGCCGGGCGCCAUGGCAGCCGUGGGUUUGUCCUGGGAGGAGUGUAAACAGCGCUGCCCCCCGGGCGUGGUGCCCGCCUGCCACAACUCCAAGGACACAGUCACCAUCUCGGGACCUCAGGCCCCGGUGUUUGAGUUCGUGGAGCAGCUGAGGAAGGAGGGUGUGUUUGCCAAGGAGGUGCGGACCGGCGGUUUGGCCUUCCACUCCUACUUCAUGGAGGCCAUCGCACCCCCACUGCUGCAGGCGCUCAAGAAGGUGAUCCGGGAGCCGAAGCCACGUUCAGCCCGCUGGCUCAGCACCUCUAUCCCCAAGGCCCAGUGGCACAGCAGCCUGGCACGCACGUCCUCCGCCGAGUACAACGUCAACAACCUGGUGAGCCCUGUGCUGUUCCAGGAGGCCCUGUGGCAUGUGCCUGAGCACGCGGUGGUGCUGGAGAUCGCGCCCCACGCCCUGCUGCAGGCUGUCCUGAAGCGUGGCCUGAAACCGAGCUGCACCAUCAUCCCCCUGAUGAAGAAGGAUCACAGGGACAACCUGGAGUUCUUCCUGGCCGGCAUCGGCAGGCUGCACCUCUCAGGCAUCGACGCCGACCCCAAUGCCUUGUUCCCACCUGUGGAGUUCCCAGCUCCCCGAGGAACCCCCCUCAUCUCCCCACUCAUCAAGUGGGACCACAGCCUGGCCUGGGACGUGCCGGCCGCCGAGGACUUCCCCAACGGCUCUGGUUCCCCCUCGGCCGCCGUCUACAACAUCGACACCAGCUCCGAGUCUCCUGACCACUACCUGGUAGACCACACCAUCGAUGGUCGCAUCCUCUUCCCUGCCACUGGCUACCUGAGCAUAGUGUGGAAGACGCUGGCCCGCGCCCUGGGCCUGGCCAUCGAGCAGCUGCCCGUGGUGUUUGAGGACGUGGUGCUGCACCAGGCCACCAUCCUGCCCAAGACUGGGACAGUGUCCUUGGAGGUACGGCUCCUGGAAGCCUCCCGAACCUUUGAGGUGUCAGAGAACGGCAACCUGGUAGCGAGUGGGAAGGUGUACCAGUGGGAUGACCCUGACCCCAGGCUCUUCGACCACCCGGAAAGCCCCACCCCCGACCCCGCGGAGCCCCUCUUCCUGGCCCAGGCUGAAGUUUACAAGGAGCUGCGUCUGCGCGGCUACGACUACGGCCCUCACUUCCAGGGCAUUCUGGAGGCCAGCCUGGAAGGUGACUCAGGGAGGCUGCUGUGGAAGGAUAACUGGGUGAGCUUCGUGGACACCAUGCUGCAGAUAUCCAUCCUGGGCUUGGCCAAGCACGGCCUGUACCUGCCCACCCGUAUCACCGCCAUCCACAUCGACCCUGCCACCCACAGGCAGAAGCUGUACAUGCUGCAGGACAAGGCCCAAGUGGCCGACGUGGUGGUGAGCAGGUGGCUGAAGGUCAUAGUGGCCGGAGGCGUCCACAUCUCCAGGCUCCACACUGAGUCAGCCCCGCGGCGGCAGCAGGAGCAGCAGGUGCCCAUCCUGGAGAAGUUUUGCUUCACUCCCCACAUAGAGGAGGGGUGCCUGUCUGAGCACGCUGCCCUGCAGGAGGAGCUGCAACUGUGCAAGGGGCUGGCGCAGGCACUGCAGACCAAGGUGACCCAGCAGGGGCUGAAGAUGGCGGUGCCUGGACUGGAUGGGGCCCAGGUCCCCCGGGACCCCUCACAGCAGGAACUGCCCCGGCUGUUGUCGGCUGCCUGCAGGCUUCAGCUCAACGGGAACCUGCAGCUAGAGCUGGCACAGGUGCUGGCCCAGGAGAGGCCCAAGCUGCCAGAGGACCCCCUGCUCAGCGGCCUCCUGGACUCCCCAGCACUCAAGGCCUGCCUGGACACUGCCGUGGAGAACAUGCCCAGCCAGAAGAUGAAGGUGGUGGAGGUGCUGGCUGGCCAUGGUCACCUGUAUUCCCGCAUCCCAGGCCUGCUCAGCCCCCAUCCCCUGCUGCAGCUGAGCUACACGGCCACCGAUCGCCACCCCCAGGCCCUGGAGGCUGCCCAGGACAAGCUGCAGCAACACGACGUUGCCCAGGGCCAGUGGGAUCCUGCAGACCCUGCCCCCAGCGCCCUGGGCAGCGCUGACCUCCUGGUGUGCAACUGUGCUGUGGCUGCCCUCGGGGACCCGGCCUCAGCUCUCAGCAAUAUGGUGGCUGCCCUGAGAGAAGGGGGCUUCCUGCUGCUGCACACACUGCUCCGGGGGCACCCCCUCGGGGACACCGUGGCCUUCCUCACCUCCGCCGAGCCACAGUACGGCCAGGGCAUCCUGAGCCAGGACGCAUGGGAGAGCCUCUUCUCCAGGGUGUCGCUGCGCCUGGUGGGCCUGAAGAAGUCCUUCUACGGCUCCACGCUCUUCCUGUGCCGCCGGCCCGUCCCGCAGGACAGCCCCAUCUUCCUGCCGGUGGACGACACCAGCUUCCGCUGGGUGGAGUCUCUGAAGGGCAUCCUGGCUGACGAAGACUCCUCCAGGCCUGUGUGGCUGAAGGCCAUCAACUGCGCCACCUCGGGCGUGGUGGGCUUGGUGAACUGUCUCCGCCGAGAGCCCGGCGGGAACCGCCUCCGGUGUGUGCUGCUCUCCAACCUCAGCAGCACCUCCCGCGUCCCGGAGGUGGACCCGGGCUCCGCGGAACUGCAGAAGGUGUUGCAGGGAGACCUGGUGAUGAACGUCUACCGCGACGGGGCCUGGGGGGCUUUCCGUCACUUCCUGCUGGAGGAGGACAAGCCUGAGGAGCCGACGGCACACGCCUUUGUGACCACCCUCACCCGGGGGGACCUGUCCUCCCUCCGCUGGGUCUGCUCCUCGCUGCGCCACGCCCAGCCCGCCCGCCCUGGCGCCCAGCUCUGCACGGUCUACUACGCCUCCCUCAACUUCCGCGACAUCAUGCUGGCCACUGGCAAGCUGUCCCCUGAUGCCAUCCCAGGGAAGUGGACCUCCCAGGACAGCCUGUUAGGUAUGGAGUUCUCGGGCCGAGAUGCCAGCGGCAAGCGUGUGAUGGGACUGGUGCCUGCCAAGGGCCUGGCCACCUCUGUCCUGCUGUCAUCGGACUUCCUCUGGGAUGUGCCCUCCAACUGGACCCUGGAGGAGGCGGCCUCAGUGCCCAUCGUCUACAGCACGGCCUACUAUGCACUGGUGGUGCGCGGGCGGGUGCGCCCCAGGGAGACGGUGCUCAUCCACUCGGGCUCGGGUGGCGUGGGCCAGGCCGCCAUCGCCAUCGCCCUCAGUCUGGGCUGCCGCGUCUUCACCACCGUGGGGUCGGCUGAGAAGCGGGCGUACCUCCAGGCCAGGUUCCCCGAGCUCGACAGCACCAGCUUCGCCAACUCCCGGGACACGUCCUUCGAGCAGCAUGUGCUGUGGCACACGGGUGGGAAGGGCGUUGACUUGGUCUUGAACUCCUUGGCGGAAGAGAAGCUGCAGGCCAGCGUGAGGUGCUUGGCUAUGCACGGUCGCUUCCUGGAAAUUGGCAAAUUCGACCUUUCUCAGAACCACCCACUCGGCAUGGCCAUCUUCCUAAAGAACGUGACAUUCCACGGGAUCCUGCUGGAUGCGGUCUUCGACAGCAGUGCCGACUGGCGGGAGGUGUCGGCGCUUGUGCAGGCCGGCAUCCGGGAUGGGGUGGUACGGCCCCUCAAGUGCACGGUGUUCCCCAGGACCCAGGUGGAGGAUGCUUUCCGCUACAUGGCCCAAGGGAAGCACGUUGGCAAAGUUGUCGUGCAGGUGCUUUCGGAGGAGCCAGAGGCAGUGCUGAAGGGGGCCAAACCCAAGCUGAUGUCAGCCAUCUCCCAGACCUUCUGCCCGGCCCACAAGAGCUACAUCAUCGCUGGUGGUCUGGGUGGCUUCGGCCUGGAGUUGGCGCAGUGGCUGAUACAGCGCGGGGUGCAGAAGCUCGUGUUGACCUCUCGCUCCGGGAUCCGGACAGGCUACCAGGCCAAGCAGGUCCGCCGGUGGAGGCGCCAGGGCGUACAGGUGCAGGUGUCCACCAGCAACAUCAGCUCACUGGAGGGGGCCCGGGGCCUCAUUACCGAGGCGGCGCAGCUUGGGCCUGUGGGCGGCGUCUUCAACCUGGCCAUGGUCUUGAGAGACGCCAUGCUGGAGAACCAGACCCCAGAGUUCUUCCAGGACGUCUGCAAGCCCAAGUACAGCGGCACCCUGAACCUGGACAGGGUGACCCGAGAGGCGUGCCCUGAGCUGGACUACUUUGUGGUCUUCUCCUCUGUGAGCUGCGGACGCGGCAAUGCAGGACAGAGCAACUACGGCUUUGCCAAUUCCGCCAUGGAGCGCAUCUGUGAGAAACGCCGGCACGAAGGCCUCCCAGGCCUGGCCGUGCAGUGGGGCGCCAUCGGCGACGUGGGCAUUUUGGUGGAGACGACGAGCACCAACAACACGAUCGUCAGUGGCACGCUGCCCCAGCGCAUGGCCUCUUGCCUGGAGGUGCUGGACCUCUUCCUGAACCAGCCCCACAUGGUCCUGAGCAGCUUCGUGCUGGCUGAGAAGGCUGCGGCCUACAGGGACAGGAACAGCCAGCAGGACCUGGUGGAGGCCGUGGCACACAUCCUGGGCAUCCGCGACUUGGCUGCUGUCAACCUGGACAGCUCACUGGCGGACCUGGGCCUGGACUCGCUCAUGAGCGUGGAGGUGCGCCAGACGCUGGAGCGUGACCUCAACCUGGUGCUGUCCGUGCGCGAGGUGCGGCAGCUCACGCUCCGGAAACUGCAGGAGCUGUCCUCAAAGGCGGAUGAGGCCAACGAGCUGGCAUCCCCCACGCCCAAGGAGGAUGGUCUGGCCCAGCAGCAGACUCAGCUGAACCUGCGCUCCCUGCUGGUGAACCCGGAGGGCCCCACCCUGAUGCGGCUCAACUUGGUGCAGAGCUCGGAGCGGCCCCUGUUCCUGGUGCACCCAAUCGAGGGCUCCACCGCCGUGUUCCACAGCCUGGCCUCCCGGCUCAGCAUCCCCACCUAUGGCCUGCAGUGCACCCGAGCUGCGCCCCUCGACAGCAUCCACAGCCUGGCUGCCUACUACAUCGACUGCAUCAGGCAGGUGCAGCCCGAGGGCCCCUACCGCGUGGCCGGCUACUCCUACGGGGCUUGCGUGGCCUUUGAAAUGUGCUCCCAGCUGCAGGCCCAGCAGAGCCCGGCCCCCACCCACAACAGCCUCUUCCUGUUCGACGGCUCGCCCACCUACGUACUGGCCUACACCCAGAGCUACCGGGCGAAGAUGACCCCAGGCUGUGAGGCUGAGGCCGAGACGGAGGCCCUGUGCUUCUUCGUGCAGCAGUUCACGGACAUGGAGCACAACAGGGUGCUGGAGGCGCUGCUGCCGCUGAAGGGCCUGGAGGAGCGUGUGGCAGCCGCCGUGGACCUGAUCAUCAAGAGCCACCAGGGCCUGGACCGCCAGGAGCUGAGCUUCGCAGCCCUGUCCUUCUACUACAAGCUGCGUGCCGCUGAGCAGUACACACCCAAGGCCAAGUACCAUGGCAACGUGAUGCUACUGCGCGCCAAGACGGGUGGCGCCUACGGCGAGGACCUGGGCGCGGACUACAAUCUCUCCCAGGUAUGCGAUGGGAAAGUAUCCAUCCACGUCAUCGAGGGCGACCACCGCACGCUGCUGGAGGGCAGCGGCCUGGAGUCCAUCGUCAGCAUCAUCCACAGCUCCCUGGCUGAGCCACGUGUGAGCGUGCGGGAGGGCUAGGCCCGUGCCCCCGCCUGCCACCGGAGGCCACUCCACCAUCCCCACCCCACUCCACCCCACCCCACCCCACCCCCGCCAUGCAACGGGAUUGAAGGGUCCUGCCGGUGGGACCCUGUCUGGCCCAGUGCCACUGCCCCCCGAGGCUGCUAGACGUAGGUUAGGCACGUCCCACCCACCCGCCGCCUCCCACGGCACCUCGGGGACACCAGAGCUGCCGACUUGGAGACUCUUGGUCUGUGAAGAGCCGGUGGUGCCCGCAGGAACUGGGCUGGGCCUCGUGCACCCAUGGGGUCUAGGCUUGGUCUUUCUGUGCUUGGAUUUGCAUAUUUAUUGCAUUGCUGGUAGAGACCCCCAGGCCUGUCCACCCUGCUAAGACUCCUCAGGCAGCGUGUGGGUCCUGCACUCUGCCCCCAUUUCCCCAAUGUCCCCUGCGGGCGCGGGCAGCCACCCAGGCCUGCUGGCUGCGGGCCCCUCUCGGCCAGGCAUUGGCUCAGCCCGCUGAGUGGGAGGUCGUGGGCCAGUCCCCAAGGAGCUGGACCCCUGCACAGGCACAUAGUGCCUGGCCACACCCAUGAUGCAGGGCUGCCUCCAACCCUGCGGACCGGGCCGGGCACCAACUCCGUGUUUGCUGUUUGUCUGUGUUUGUUUUUCAAGAAAUGAUUCAAAUUGCUGCUUGGAUUUUGAAAUUUACUGUAACUGUCAGUGUACACGUCUGGACCCUGUUUCAUUUUUACACCAAUUUGGUAAAAAUGCUGCUCUCAGCCUCCCACAAUUAAACCGCAUGUAAUCUCUA
Molecule: messenger RNA, 8487 nt
Organism: Pongo pygmaeus (Bornean orangutan)
Lineage: Eukaryota; Metazoa; Chordata; Mammalia; Primates; Hominidae
Gene: FASN
Product: fatty acid synthase
Exons: 43
Coding region: 162-7694 (2510 amino acids)
Biological process (GO): fatty acid biosynthetic process
Cellular component (GO): cytoplasm
Molecular function (GO): phosphopantetheine binding; oxidoreductase activity; fatty acid synthase activity
Source: RefSeq, a predicted model, not a curated record